Messenger RNA from Folsomia candida, 2061 nucleotides. Its product is annotated as ABC transporter G family member 23. The transcript has 10 exons. Lineage: Eukaryota; Metazoa; Arthropoda; Collembola; Entomobryomorpha; Isotomidae. Gene Ontology annotation, molecular function: ATP binding; ATP hydrolysis activity. The record is from RefSeq and is a predicted model, not a curated record. The coding region runs from base 73 to 822 and encodes 249 amino acids.
UUUUUCUCGUAAUUCUUUUCGUAGAGUCAAGAUUAUUAUUAGAUUACUCUUACAGCAAGUCAGGACUUAAUCAUGGCGAAUAAAAUUUCUGGCCGAGACAACGCGGGGUUUCAAAUGGCAAUUAAUUCAAGUCAGACUCAAAAUGGAAAUAAUUUCGGAAAAGGUGGAUUUAUGGAAGCGGUGAAAAUUCAACGCGCCUCAAAAAGUUACGGGAGUGGACCCAAAGUUCUGAACAAUCUAAGCAUGACGAUCGAAAAGGGGACGAUUUAUUCGCUCCUGGGUUCGUCCGGAUGUGGGAAGACGACCCUGUUAUCGUGCAUUGUAGGAAUUCGAAAUUUUAAUUCCGGGGAGAUUUUGGUCUUCGGCCGAAACCCGGGUUCUCGUGGGAGUGGGAUACCUGGAAAACGGGUCGGCUACAUGCCACAAGACCUCGCUUUAUAUAACGACUUUUCAAUUAAUGAGUCCAUGCAGUAUUUUGCUGUACUGUAUAACAUGAGCGGCAAAGAGUUGAAGGAAAGUAGAGAAUUUCUCAUUCAAUUUUUGGACUUACCCGAAGCCGAGAAUCGGAUUGGAAGUUUGAGUGGUGGACAAAAGAGAAGAGUUUCACUCGCACUUGCGUUGAUUCAUUCACCGGAGCUUUUGAUUUUGGACGAGCCUUCUGUUGGGGUCGACCCAUUACUGCGGGAAAACAUUUGGAACCAUCUCGUUCACCUCGUUGCAAAAAACAACUGCACAAUUAUCGUCAGUACGCACUAUUCGGAGGAGGCACGAUCAUCAAAUAAGGCAUCUUUUGUGGAAACUAUCUACUUACAUAUUAUCUAAAGCAUCAACUUGUUUUCGUUAAAUAAACCCGUUUUUUUAGAUCGGAUUAAUGCGUGGUGGUCGCCUUAUUGCGGAGUCAAGUCCGAAGGAAUUACUACAAAAGUAUGAAACCACCUCGCUGGAGGAAAUUGUUUUGAAACUGUGUCGAAACGACGAUAUGAAUGUGCAGACUGAAAAUUGUCGGAGUAGGAAAACCUCUAAUGGGGGGUUGCUAAAAUCACUGAAACAAAUGUCUCACCAUGCCCCCACCUCACUGGAGGAUGUGCCAUACGGCGACACCACAGCAUUCCAGAGGAUUAAGGCUCUCAUCACAAAAAACUACAUGGCCAUGACGAGAAAUUUGAUGCUCCUCGUUUUCAUGAUGUUCACUCCGGCCUUACAAGUCUUCGUUAUGUGUCUCGCCAUAGGAAACGAUCCUAAGCCAAUGUGGAUGGGAGUGGUGAACCAUGAAAUGAAUUAUACGCCGUGCUCUACUACCCGGUUGAAGGAUCGUGGUUCCAUUGAAGGCUGUGACGUGAAGAAGCUAAGUUGUAAAUUCUUAAUUGAAAUACCAACCGAUACAAUUUACUUGGUGAGUGUACAAUAAAUAUUUGUGUAUGUACAGUGCCCAAACUUAGAGGUUCCGGCCCGGGAAUUUUUUCAUGCCCGGCCCCAUUUAAAAUUGGCAUUUAUAAGUCUAAAAUUAUAUGCUCAGUCAAAACAAUUUCGAUGAUAGCAACGACGUUUAAAGUCUGAUUUUACGAAAGUGUCUAUUUUAUUAAAAAUUGUAUUAAAGUGAAUGCACUCUGUACUCUAUAACAAGGAAACUGUUUUAAAUCCAGAGUAAUUUCAAGUUCCCUCUGGAUUCAUUACAUGUUUAUUUACUACCCGAAACGGUAAAAUUAUUUUAUAGAGUGCACUCACAGAAAAAUCGACACCGAAUUGACACCAUGCCGGUGUCUAUAUAUGACUCUACCGGUUUGGUGUCAAAUUGACACGGUGCGGUGUCAAUUAUGUUGCACACCGCUGCAGUGUCAACCCAACAUGCCGUUGUGAAAAUACCAACACCGCGAAUGGAAAAUAAGUUGUGCUCAGUUAUGUUGAUUCGACACUGCUAGGUAACAAUAUAUGUGCAUCUUAAUAUAUGCAUGUCACCACCUGGUGAAAAAUCGUCCCCGGAUUGUGACAACUGAAGUCAGGGUAUUCCGACCUGGGUUUUAAUGGGUUGGGUUUUAUUGGGUUUUAAUGGGUUUUAAUGGG